Arachis stenosperma is the source of this 1886-nucleotide messenger RNA. RefSeq names its product zinc finger protein VAR3, chloroplastic-like. Gene Ontology annotation, cellular component: cytoplasm. The record is from RefSeq and is a predicted model, not a curated record. Gene Ontology annotation, molecular function: mRNA binding. Bases 375 to 1607 code for a protein of 410 amino acids. NCBI's taxonomy places the organism in Eukaryota, Viridiplantae, Streptophyta, Magnoliopsida, Fabales, Fabaceae. The transcript is spliced from 6 exons.
CCUUGAUCUCCUCCUCAACUUCACUACUCUCUCACACUCUCGCGCCGGAGAAGGAACAACAAUCGCCGCCGCUUCUCAUUUCGCACCCCUGGCCUGAAUGGAUUCACCUCAUCGACUUCCUCCUCAAGAGAGGCUACUUUGUUGCCAAUCACGAACUCAGUUUUGGUCCAAAAGAAUUAUCCAAUGCUAUUAGGACCGCAUGCCUCAAUUUCGGUAGAGACCACUUUGAUCUUUUGAGGUAAAAAGAAGGAAGAGAAAACGAAUUUGGAUUUUGGGUUAUGCACGCAAGGUGUUUGUGUUUAUGACUCAGAUAGUUUCACAAGAAAAUUGUUGUGCACGCAAGGUGUUUGUUCUUUGGACUGUGAUAUUUUCACAUGAAAAUGAGUAGCACAUUUCAGAGGAUUUGUUUUCACUUUAAAUUCAAUCAAGGAGCCUUUAUUCUAGCGCGACUAGGUGUAACAAAUGAACUUGAGUUCUUGCCUAGAAAAGAUAUAGCAAAUACUGUAGCAUUCGGAUGUCCUAGCUUAGAUAGGAAAGUGAUAAACUCAGCGAAGCGUCUGAGGGCACAUUUGAACUUUGAUGAGGGAAAUGUUUGCAGCUCCUGUAAUUUGAGAGGGGAUUGCGACAGGGCAUUCGUGAAGGCCCGUGAAGAUCAAGGUGGAAGAACAGUAGAUGUUAUGCGCAUUAUUUUGACUUAUGGUCUUGACCCAAUUAUUGGUUCGGUGGAUAACAAAACAUGUCUAAAAAAGAAUGUCAAAGAAUCUGUGAGAAGUCUUCUCAAAGAAAUAGUAGAGCACAGUACUAGCAGCAAAAAUCCUUAUCUUCCAGACACCACGGAGGCUGUUCCUGAACAACUGCACCCAGAUUGGCAAGACAAGGGCAACAUAGAUGUUCUUAUGAAGCAAGGCGACUGGGUUUGUCCCAAAUGCAACUUCCUCAACUUCGCCAGAAAUAUCAGGUGCUUGCGCUGCGACAGUCUAUGUGAGCAAAAAAUUAAGCAAUUUAAGGAGGAUAACAACCACCUACCGUUGAAGAAAGGAGACUGGAUAUGCAACACAUGCAACUUCCUAAAUUUCGCAAAGAACACAAGAUGUUUUCAAUGCAAAGAAAAGCCUCCCAAGCGGCACCUGAAUCCAGGGGAGUGGGAAUGCGACUCGUGUAACUACAUCAAUUUCAGAAGAAACAUGGUUUGUCUCAAAUGUGAUCACAGACGGCCUAAGGCGUCUUCUCUUCAACCCGAACAAGAACAUAACCAUCAUAAGAAUAACAAAUUGACACGUUCAGGACAUCAGGUUGGUUGCCGUGACAAAUCGCUGAUGGAGUCAGAAAGACAGAACAGCAAGAGAGGUUCACUUACUUGGAGAUUCGUAGAGGAUAAAAAUGAAAAUCACAAGCGCUUAAGUAAAUUGAAGGAUCCCUCCCAAUUUAUUGAUUUUCCUAUUGCUGGAGGUAAGACCAGCUUAUCUGAGCCACAAAGAAGAGAAGCAUAUAAGAAUGAGUUGCUGAGUCAGAGUGAAACAGAUGAUGACUUAUGGUCUGAUGAUAAUGCGAGUACUGAUGAGGAAGAGAUGUCUGAAUGGUUUGGGAGUGCAAAGAAAGUAAGGUAGGAUUCUGGAAGUGAUUAUAAGUUUGAAUAUGAAGCAAGAGUAUAAGACAUUAUUCCAUAUCUGCAAAGAAUGGAGAGAAUUAGUUAAAUUUGCUAGAUUGGACAUAUUUAUUAAUUUAAAGGCCAAAAAACUUUGUUAUGGGAUAAAAAGUUACAACAUUGCCUUGGAACAAACUUGAAACUUUAAGUUUAUAUUACAUGGUUAGAAAAUGAUGAAGGGAAUUCAAUUUUUGUUAAAUGAAUACCAAAACCAAACUGUAGUACUUCUUUAUGUAUCAAU